CCAUAUAUGCUAUAAUUGCUAGUGAAAUACACUAUAAAUAGGAAUCAAGAACUGAACUUAAUUGUAUCACAAGAAAUAACCAAGAGAUAGUACAGCAUUUCAAGAAUACUAAUCCAACAAUUAAAUUUGCUUAUAAUUGUAAUGGCUUCUUGUUCCAAAAUCUUCGUGGCCAUUGCCAUUUUAGCUGCUUUGGUUCCUUCAAUUGUUGCUAUAGAACAUGUAAUUGGUGACGAAACAGGCUGGACUAUCAACUUUGAUUAUCAAGCUUGGGCUAAAGGAAAGGAGUUUCAUGUUGGUGACAAACUUGUAUUUAAGUAUCCAGCAGGAGUGCACAAUGUGCAUAAAGUUGAUGGAACUGGAUUCAAAGAAUGCACAGCACCAGCCACCACUGAGGCAUUGACUAGUGGAGAAGAUACAAUCACACUCUCAUCUCCGGGGAGGAAAUGGUACAUUUGCAGCGUAGGCAAGCAUUGUGAAUCCGGUAACAUGAAACUUGUCAUAACUGUCUUGGCCGACGAGUUGGGUUCUCCUGCCGCUUCACCUUCUCCGAUUGGGAACCCUGUCUCAGCAGCCAUAGCUAGUGCUCAUGUAUCCGGUUACUACUAUGGCUUGAUCUUCGGUAUAGCUGCUGUUCUUGGGUUGAUGGUGGCUUAAUACAUUGAUUGAAUGAUGUUGUGGUAGCAACUAAAUUAGCAUUCUUUUUGUUGUUGGUUAAUUAUUUGAGUCUGUUUGUCUUAAUUGGUUUGUAUUCUUUUUUAUUUUAAGAGAUGUUGAGGUUGUAAUACUCUUUUGUUUAUGGUUAUAAUAUUUUCAAAUUUUAAUA
Messenger RNA from Mercurialis annua (annual mercury), 823 nucleotides. RefSeq names its product blue copper protein 1a-like. The transcript has 2 exons. Gene Ontology annotation, cellular component: plasma membrane. Bases 142 to 654 code for a protein of 170 amino acids. Gene Ontology annotation, molecular function: electron transfer activity. The record is from RefSeq and is a predicted model, not a curated record. Lineage: Eukaryota; Viridiplantae; Streptophyta; Magnoliopsida; Malpighiales; Euphorbiaceae.